AUGGCCACCGCUGCAGCACCUUCGUUUCAUUCGACAAAAGAGACAACCAAUUACGCUCGCUUAUGCAGGCUUCUAGUGGGUGUCAGUGCACAUAUCUUGAGAGAGACAUUUGACAAAAGGCGUCCAACAGGAGACCUGCACACAGUUUUGUUAGAUCCUCCAGUUCAUUCAGUCUUAAAAUCACUUCGAAAGAAAAGAAUAGUCAACCCUUCACAAUGGGACAAACUGUACCCCGCCAUCAAGUCUUCAGUUUCAUCAAAGAAUUUCGAUAUCACGUUACUGAUGGUCCUGCUGAGGAACAUUUGUGGUCUUGUUCCUCCGGCUACCGGCUGGGAUACACUUCCUCCUGCAGCAGACACAACCCUUGAGGCAGAUAUCGUUCGUAUCAAGUGCUACAGAAACACAGUUUAUGGUCAUGCCAGCGAGGCCUCAGUUGAUGACGCAACAUUCAGUCAAUACUGGCAGGACAUCCAGGAUGCAUUGGUGAGACUAGGAGGAGCUGGUUACCAAAGUGCUAUUGAUGAUCUGAAAAAGGAAUGCAUGGACCCUGAUUUCGAAGAACACUAUAAAGAGCUUCUUAAACAGUGGGUAGUGGAUGAAGUCAGCAUCAAAGAAAGAUUGGAUGAAAUGACAGAGCUAUUAAAGGAAGCAAUCACUAGUCCUACAAAAAAGUUUAAAGCAGGAGACAAAGGUAUUGUGUAUUAACGGUAAAAUCUGUACACGGCCUUUCGAUCUUUCUUGAGAAAAGAAGAAGAUUAAAGGGCCUCUCAUCAGAGGGUAAUAAGCAAUUUAGCAAUCAGUUCAUUUCAGUAUUAUAAAAUGCCCACCUUUAAAAAUAGCUCAAACUCGGAAAAAUAUCUUCCACUGGAACUGAUCCCUUCCUCUUGGACCCAAAAUUGGAAAAUGACCAGGUGUUGUCUUUUCCAUGCUUUUUUUGGUUGAUGAGCAAGUAAAAUUUUAAUUUUUUUUUGUUCCUCACGCGGGAAGUAAAUAGAAUUGAUAGUUGAAACAGAUUCACUACGAAGGGGAUUUGCACCAAAAAACUGCAGUUAGGUCUUACAGUAUUUACCUGGUUGGGUUCGUCGAAAGAAAGAGAUGGAAAUAAACUAAAAUUCUUAAUGAACUGGAGAUGACAGGGCGCUUUCUCUCCCCUAAGUGUACUUAGGCCAUUCUUAAUCUCCAGCCGUAAAAACAAAAACCACGUGUUUUCUGAGUCAAAGUUAGUUUCUCCCGUACCACAAAUUCCUGGAUCCGCUCCCGAAAAGGGUCGGUUAGCGUUGGUAAUCACAUGAUUUCGAGUACAAUUUACGAUAAAACAGAACGAGUAAAUAUUUGAAACGGGAACAAAUUGCACGAACCUGUAGGGCGAGUACAAUUUGUAGUUAUUGAAAAAUUAACAAAUGCUGAUUUAUCCCGAAUUCCACCAGAAAAAUCAUGCGAUUACUUGUUAAUAAUAUAUUACCCAAAUAUGACUCUGUUUUCCUCUCUAGUUGUUUUUUUUUUCGUGUCAUGGCUCACUGGUUCGGCCGCUUGCCUUUGUCUUGUGCUGGAGUAGUCGAGGUUUUCCCAGGAAUUUGGUUCGGGCUUUUAAACUCACCGUCACGAACAAUCGGGUUUUUGUACUCUUUGUCAAUUAGUUAUCGGUCGACAGCAAUAAUCAGAACACGAAAGAUAUCACGAUCGUUAUCUUCCCCGUCUUUCUUACGAACUGAUGCGUAAAAUUCCUCGAGAAGUUUGUUCAGCGUCCCGACUCAUAUUUUUCAAUGCCCAAAACUUUCAGACUUUUGGCCAGUUGUUUUUGCUGUGUUUUGUAUUUUCAUUUUGGCAUUCUCCAUAAAACUCUGAAUUUAAAAGGUUGUUACCUUCUCCUAACCUCUCCGCCAUUUUGUUUUCUUGCGCUUUCGUGACCCUCUUGGCAAUCAAAUUAUUUUCAUCUUUCUACAAUCAUUUUUAACCUUUUGCCCUCAAUCUCAACUUUGCGCACUCUUUGGGAUUAAUUGACGUGUUCUCAGCCAAUGAGCGUUCUGAAAUGUUUGCAUGCAUUAAUAAUGAAAUAAUUUCACCUUUACACCAACCCCUUGCUACACUUUUCUAAUUGCUCGGUCAGAAUUUGAUGUCAAUUAAUUGCGAACUGAGUCAAGAUUAACUUGCACUUUUUGGAAAGCCUAAUUAAAGCAAAACUCAGCUAGCGUGAUAACCAAUCGCGUUGCAAGUCAGGCAGUUCAAUGGCUUUUCGUCGAGUAUUGGAAAAGUUAAUACAUGAAGGGUUUAUGAAAAUAAAUGCAGGUAACGGUUUUCUUUUCAGCUGUAGCAGAAUACUCUGAUGCAUUGAAAGAAUCAAUAAGAAGGCAAACCGAGUACCUCGUUCAGGCCUCACCGAGCAUGUCCAAUGUGAAAACAGAUCACAUAUUCACCAACAUUCUCAUGCAACAUGGAAGAAAGCCAGUCGAAGAUCUUGAUGUGAAACGAAAAGAACGCCUUCGCCUGUACGGUCAAAUUAGUGGAAAGCAAAUUAAAAGCUCUCAAGAAAUAUUCAUCCCAAUCGAUGAGGAAGAUCCAGAAUCUGUUCUUGUCACUGGAAAGGCAGGCAUCGGUAAAACUCUGUUUUGUCAAAAGCUGAUCAGAGAUUGGGCUGACAACAAAUUGUUUCGAUCCAGAGCAAAUGCAGAAGUACCUGAUUUUAAGUUCGCAUACUUGCUCACGUUCCGUCAGCUUAACCUACUUGGGGACGACCCUGUUACCUUGAAAGAUAUCUUAAACCGAUCUUCAGUGCUCGAUGACCACUCAAAUAUCGACGACUCUAUACUUGAGCACAUUCUUCAUCAUUCCGAAGAAGUUUUGAUUAUCAUCGACGGGUAUGACGAGUGUUCACAACGAGAGUACAUCGCUAGUGAUUCGGAUGAAAAGUACCCAAAUAACGCCAAAGAGAAAAUGCCAGUAGCAGCACUGUGUGCCAAGCUUAUCAAAGGAAAAAUACUGAGAGGUUCGGUCGUCAUGAUCACUUCAAGACCCGACGAAUCUGACGAAAUGAAAGACAGAGAGAUCUAUUUUGAUAGAUACGUUGAAAUUACAGGAUUUUCCGAGCCACAGGUAAAAGAAUACAUUGGAAAGUAUUUCAAAAACAACGACCGAAUGAAAAACAUUGUAAUGGACCACAUUACAAAGAAUGUCAAUCUUGUCAGCUUUGCCCAUGUUCCUGUGCUUUGUUUUCUUAUGUGCUCCUACUUUGAAUAUACUCUACAGCAACCAAAGAAGAAUAAUCCUCUCCCGGUGAAAACAAGUGACCUUUAUGAUGAAGUGGUCAACAUGUUCGUGCAAAAGCACGAUAGAAAGAAAAGAGCCUCUGUCGAAGAGACUCUGGAUGAAUUAUCAAAGCUGGCAGCUCAACUCCUUGAGGAGAGAAAGUUUCUUUUCCUUAGAGAGGAUUUGAAAACUUUGAACUUACACGAGCUUGAAAGUCUGUGUGGAAGCGGCCUUCUUCAUUGCGGUCCUCCUUUCAGAACAUCUUUUUCUGCGACUAAUAAACAUUUUUGUUUUACGCAUUUAACUCUCCAAGAGUACUUAGCGGCUCGUUGUCUCGUAAAGACAAGAAAAAUCCCACCCGGAGAUGUGUCUACAGAAGUAGUUCUAUUUAUGUCCGGUAUUUUGUCCAAGGAAAAAGACAACGAAUUUGUGGAAAAGUUGAUUAUCGAAAAGAUUCUCAGCGUCUUAUCGACAAGUAGAACUUCAAAGGGGCUUUUAAUUUCCAAAUGUCUCCUAGAAUACGAAGACAUCGAGUUUGCCAAGGAAAUAGUAAAGAAAUUUCGCAACGUAUUCUGCCCACUUGUUGGAGAUUUUGAUCUUUCUGACUUGGAGAGCGCCAUUGUGGACUGCAUUACUGUGUCUUUCGCAUUGAUGGUUUUUGGCGAACUUAAUGCAGAGGAAAAAUCUGAAGGGAGUAGAAUCACCACACUUAACCUGAGUCAUCGGAAUGUCGCCAAUUUUGCCAGUCUAUGUCAAGCAUUACAGACACCAACAUGUAAAGUCACCGAACUUAAUCUGGGUUUUACUCAGAUCACCGAUGGCGGUGUUGCCAGUCUAUGUCAAGCAUUGCAGACACCCACAUGUAAAGUCACCGAACUUCUUCUACCUGGUAAUCAGAUCACCGAUGCCGGUGUUGCCAGUCUAUGUCAAGCAUUACAGACACCAACAUGUAAACUCACCGAACUUCAUCUGGAUGAUAAUCAGAUCACCGAUGCCGGUGUUGCCAGUCUAUGUCAAGCAUUACAGACACCAACAUGUAAAGUCACCGAACUUGAUCUGGGUGGUAAUCAGAUCACCGAUGCCGGUGUUGCCAGUCUAUCUCAAGCAUUACAGACACCAACAUGUAAAGUCACCGCACUUGAUCUGGAUAGUAAUCAGAUCACCGAUGCCGGUGUUGCCAGUCUAUGUCAAGCAUUACAGACACCAACAUGUAAAGUCACCACACUUUAUCUGGAUGCUAAUCAGAUCACCGAUGCCGGUGUUGCCAGUCUAUGUCAAGCAUUACAGACACCAACAUGUAAAGUCACCGAACUUUAUCUGGGUUAUAAUCAGAUCACCGAUGCCGGUGUUGCCAGUCUAUGUCAAGCAUUACAGACACCAACAUGUAAAGUCACCAAACUUGAUCUGGGUGGUAAUCAGAUCACCGAUGCCGGUGUUGCCAGUCUAUGUCAAGCAUUACAGACACCAACAUGUAAAGUCACCGAACUUCAUCUGGGUGGUAAUCAGAUCACCGAUGCCGGUGUUGCCAGUCUAUGUCAAGCAUUACAGACACCAACAUGUAAAGUCACCAAACUCCGUCUGUAUGGUAAUCAGAUCACCGAGGCCGCUGAGAAGCGUCUAAUGUAUAUUUUGAUAGAAAACUGUCGUAUCUACGCUUCCUAUGAUGAAGAAGAAAACAUUGGCAAAUACCUUUAUUUUUAG
Messenger RNA from Pocillopora meandrina, 4944 nucleotides. NCBI's taxonomy places the organism in Eukaryota, Metazoa, Cnidaria, Anthozoa, Scleractinia, Pocilloporidae. The record is from the annotation of a GenBank genome assembly.